Molecule: messenger RNA, 5020 nt
Organism: Seriola aureovittata
Lineage: Eukaryota; Metazoa; Chordata; Actinopteri; Carangiformes; Carangidae
Product: protein SOGA3-like
Exons: 7
Coding region: 211-3861 (1216 amino acids)
Biological process (GO): regulation of autophagy
Source: RefSeq, a predicted model, not a curated record
GCCGGGUUUGGAUAAUUGGCGCUUUCAUUAGCCCAUGCCACCGGCCACCAACUGAAAAUCAGUUUGAACUAAAAGUAUGCUGAUCUGUGUCAAAAAUUAAUUCAGGUUAUGCAGAAAUGGAUACAUACAAAACAGCUUGGUCCACCAUUUUCUAAAAUUUUUAGCUGAUAAAAUUGUUUUUGUUAUGAUUUAUUUUGAUGCCCUCGAGAAAUGUGGAGUGCGUUUAUGAACGGCUCGGGGCUGCAUGGUGGGGGCGGUGCUGGCGGGGGAUACGUCCCGUCUCAGGGAUGGGAGUUUGUGCCGUGCUCCAGGAUGGAUAGGGCAGAUAGAGGUAGGGGCAAAACCCGCAGUCCGCUGAGAAGGAUCUCCUCUCCGCCCACCGUCUUCAGUCAAAUCUACGAGUCCCAGUUCGGUGCUUCACCGGGUGGAGGAGAAGGUGAACCAGGGACACAGCUUGAGAUCCUAAGGGGACAAAUGUGGCCGGGUCCCGAAGCCCAGCCGCAGCAGCAAACACAUCACACACGGCUUAAAAAGAAAUUUGAGGAUUUGAAAAAGCGACACGUACAGGACAAGGAAGAGUGGAUGCGUGAGAAGGAGUCAUUGUUGAGAGAAGUGGCUGACAUACAAGGAGGGGAGAACAGGAGGAUUCUGCUGGACCUGAAGACGGUUUUGGAGGAAGUGCAGGCAGAGGUGAAGAGAGAGGAGGAGAAGAGGAGUGAGCUCCAGCUGCAGUACACCAGAGACAGAUGUGCCUGGGAACUGGAGAAGGCUGAGCUCAAAUGCAGGAUUGCACAGUUGGAGGCUAGAGAGGGUUCUGGGUUGGUGAGUGGAGGGGUCCAGUCAGCAGCAGGUCCUGGCUCUGUGGCGUUACAGAGCACUCGAGACGAGCGCGGUGAGUCCCCAUCCCUCCGCUGGGACAGGGAAGAGCAGCGAAGGCUCCUGGCAGACACACACUCAACAGCCAUGGACCUGCGCUAUCGCCUGGAGCACAAUGAGAGGGACUGGUUAAAGGAGAAAGCCGAGCUGCUGGAGAGGUUUGACGUGGAGAGGAGGGAGUGGGAGAGCCAGUUGAAAGAUAUGCAGAGGAAAAUAGAAGAGCUGUACUGUGAAGUGAGGGCCAAGCGAGAGGGGACCGGACCGGACAGUGGGAGGCAGGACGAUGAUGAUGUUAUGCAUAGGCUCAGUAUACGUUGCACCAGCACAGGCUCCAGUCUGCUCAGUGAUAACUCCCGCUCUGAGCCGCUCAGCAGCAGCAGUCAGUCAGAACCAAGCAGACAACUACCAUUUCCUGGCUUUGGUCGCAACAGAAACAUCACUGGUGGUGGUUGUAGUGGUGGAGAUAGUGACCAGCCUACGUGCUUCCCAGCUGACAGCCUCUGUGAAUUUAAUGUUGGUGGUCAGUUUACUCAGAAUGACCAUUCACAACCUGUGCUGGUGGAUGAACUGAGAUCCAGAGGCACUUGGCAGCAGGACUGUGUUGAUGAUAGCAGGGACGCUGUGGAUACAACAGAGCUGGAUGAUAUUUUUCUAGCAGCUCCACAGAAAAGUGCCUCUAAAGGGAAUGAAAACAACUUCCAUGUUAGGCCACAAGAAAGUCCUGUUUGGUCAGAGCUGAGUUAUGGCAGUGACAAGAAGAACACCACUGCACUCAAUGCCUUCCUCAGCAAUGUCCAGCAUCCUAUCCAGCACGUGUCUUUGUAUCUCUGUCUCCCCUUCUCUGUGUCUCAGGCUCUGAAGGAGAUAGCACGUGUAAGCGAGGAGCUUUGUAGCUACCAGGAUGAGAUCAGGAAGAAGAGCGGAGAUAAGAGGAAUCGAUCUGAAUCCCAGUGCCUAACUGAGGAGGUGAAUGAACCUCUCUGUGACCUCAGCCAGAUCUACGAUGACCUCCGGGCGUUGGAAAGGGAAAACUGGAUCACCUUGUCACCAGAUAACACCUGGCAGGCCAACAGAGCUCCAAGUGAAUCCUGGAGAACAAGUGCUGUUGAGCCGGACAGCUACAGAGACACACAGACAAGCCCUGGAGUACUCUCUGAGAUAGAUGCAGCAGCUCCACCCAUCCCUCCUCGCUCCUCCUCCUGGAAUAUGAACAGCCCUACCCAUCCAGACACAGAACUCCACAUCCCAGAAUCCCCCAUGACGACAGUGAGGAAAUGCCAUAGCCCCUGUGUUCUAGUGGACAAAAAGUGUAGCAGCCCCUCCAUCGUCCGGAAGUUUGGGGCCAUGCUACAAGAAAAUGAAGGAAAAGUUUUAAUAGACGGUGUGGUAGCAUCAUGCUCUGUACCUGCUAACUCUCACUGUAAUAUGGGCUGCUGCCACAGCCGCUGGUCCUGUGAUGCAAGCAAGUUCAGUAACAGUAAGUUGUCUGCAUAUGGGACAGUACAGAAAAGCGUCUCUGAAGUCAACAUACUGAGUGCUGGGAAAGACUUGCGCUCAGAUAACUUAAAUAACCCUGAGCUACAAAUGCCUCCACUCGUCAAAGAAUUAUCUGUAGAUUUGCUCUUGUCCUCUCUGGAAAUACCACCUGCCAGCUCCAAUCUCCAGGGCUCUAGGAGAAACAUAAUGCUGGAACAAAAAACAGCUGAGUUCAAUAGAACUUUGUUUCAAGCUGAGAUGGGCCGUGGUGUAGAGGAACAAGACAGCUUUACUGCAACAGAUGCCUCCUCUCUGGGUUGCCAGCCAGUCCUUACAACACCAGAAGAGGUUUUACCUCCCAGGGAGACCAAAUUUCAGCCACAUUGUACUGAUGUCGCCACUGGUGUUAUGGGUGUGCAUCCCGAAGUCACUCUCUCCACUUCGGAUUCCACAAUUCAGAACCUCGAGGUCCAACCAAGGCGAAUGAGAUGUGGUUUUGAAGGUCAAGAGGUCAGAAUAAAGCAAGAAAUCCCUUGUGACCUUUCACCUGAACAGUCACAGGUUGGACUCAGGGAAGCUACCACAAUAACCUCUCUGAGUCCUGCAUGCCGUUCUGAGGUCAAGCACAAAGUUCAAACAGCAGGCAGUCCUUCCAGGAAAACACAACACAAAGCAGCCACAGAGGCCCUUUUUUCUGAGCCUGUCUUGCCUGCAAAUAGCCAGCCAGCUCAGAAUGUGGAGGUUUCCAGCUCUAAGAAUGAGAAUCCACAAGGAGCAAAGCCUCAGCCAGCCAGAGUGGGUGUCUCACUCCAGCAACCGCCUGCAGAGAACAAACAAAGACAGAUGACACAGCCAGGGCACCAGGCACAGCCAAGGCAUGUGUCUGUACCUCCUUCCCAGUCUGACUCCUCCAGACAUGGGCCUCGAAUGAUGAAUGACCAUCCCUGGAAGCCCCUCACUCUGGCUGCAUACCCACGGCCUGAAGGGUCCAGGUCCAACUACGGGGCAGUGGAGAGGAUUCUGAAGAAUUAUGAGAGUGCAGCUCGGGCUCAGCAAAGCCAGAGCCAGCAGAGCGAGACGACUUCAAGUCCUCACCUUAGUGUCAGGCAGGAGGAGAACAUCACAGAACUGGACAUGCUGGACAUGGACCCUCUGCCCUUACCCCCUACUCUGAGACACACACAGACUUCACACACCUCAAGGACACACACCACACAUGCACAGCUCAGCCACACUGCCAUGGGCGUGAAAGAGAUACAGCUUAUAGUGCAGGAAAACGAAGAGUCUUGUGUCUCCUCUUCCUCCGUCCAGAAGAACUUCUCGAGGCCUGCCCGUCCAGCCAACCGCCGCCUCCCCUCCCGAUGGGCCAGCCGCUCCCCCACUUCUUCCUCCUCCACCUCUUCGUCUCCCUCUACCACCCCCGUCAUGCCGCCGUCCUUCUCCCUCCAGAAACACACUUCCUCCUUUACCUUCUCACAUGCCUUUCACAUAGAGACUGUCAUCAUUUGAUCUCCACCCCACCGUGUGUUUGAACCAACCAGAAGCCUUCAGUGAUAACCUCUGAACUUUCUCUUUACAUCAGUACUGUUGUAUAUAUCAAACCCAGACUGCUUCUCCACACCCACAGACUCAGAAGUGUACUUUAGUCGUGAGUUCACGAACUCACCUUUAGAAUGUAUAUGGCAUCCAGAGGAGCCUAACUGACCAAGGAGAGCAAGUAAAGGACCUGAAGCAGCUUGAGUUAUUCGGCAGUAUGCUCUUGAUUAACCUGCCAGGCAUCAAGCACAGCCUCAGAGGACAGUCAGAACAUCACUUUCCAAAGGAACAGUCACAUCCAGUGUGUCAUUCAUUCAUGCCAACCAUCUGAAUGGAUAUCCUUUGCUCAGGUCUAGAUUCUAGCCUUGAAUAGUGUAGCCUUGCAGAUUUACCAACAACAGACCCAUAUUCAAAUCAUCAACAGACUGAAAUACAGAACGAUGUAUUUAAUAUGUACUGUGUUUUGUAUUUCAUGUGCAACAUGUUUUGUGUGCUUUUUGCACAAAAUAUGACGUGACGUAUACAAUAUGCAGCAUCGUGUUGGUUUCAGAGAUAAAGGCAGCGGAGAAGAUUUCCCCUGGCAUCACUCUCAGUGUGCUGAUAAAGCAGUGUUGGUUUUCUGCCUUCUUGAAUAUUACCUACAGUACAUGCCUGGACUGUACCUUGCCUGUGACUAAAACAUUUUCCUUUAUUCUCAUGACUGGCUUUAUAUGUUUCAUGAUUAAGCAAAAACAGCAUUUACUUGAUAUCAACAGAUAGAUUAAAAUGUGAGUUCCUUUUUUAUAACUUUGUACCAAAGGCUGGUUUCUUUAUAUGCAUUUUCCUGAUUUGAAAAGUAAAUGCAUUGUUUGUAAAGACAUUUGUGUUGGCUGUCCCAUAGCUGAUGUUUUCUGAUCGAAAUGUAUGUUAAACGUCACUCAUGAGAGCCUGCUUUUGUGCAUAACAUAAGUAAUGCUUAUAAAAAAUACUGAAAAGCCUUUUUUCUACUUUUACUAAUUCUGAAUGGUCACUGAUCAGGACACUCAGCCGAGUAGUAUAGUUUUUUUUUUUUUUUGGGUCAAAGUGGUGAAUCAUAUCAUGAUGAAAGUGAUGCCUUUGCUGUUCUUUUUGUGUAAUAAACAUAAGAACUUGA